GAAGCUUGUUGCCAGGGAAGCUGGGAAACUACAUUUUAAAUCAAAAUCAGAAAAUGGAUUCAAACAAGUACACUGGGAGUCCAUUUUAGGAGACCAUACAAGUUAUUUGAUAAAAAAUGGAGAAAUAUCACAACAUACCCCACAUCAACACGGAUGAUGGUUUAUCCUAUUCAGAUCCGCAUGGUGCUUUGGACGAAACUGACUUUCACGAAUACCGAAAUGAAAGUGAACCUGGAACGCCCAAAAAGAGAGGGUCGUUUUCGUUUAAAGAGCAAGAGCUUGAGAUCAAAAAAGAAGAUGAAAUCGAGCUGAGAAAGACAAAUGACACAGAUGGAAUUUUAAAUGACCUGAACAAAAGUUCGAAUGAAAAACGAAAUCUUGAAGUAGUUCCGGAAUUACCCGAACGUAGCCCGAGUGGUUUUAUGUAUACAUACAACACACACGAUAGAACGUAUACAAGAGAGUCCUCGGAUCAAGGUGUUGGCUGUUACUGUAAAAAAUCAAAAGUUGAGCCCUUGGAGAGUAUAAUGAUGAUGAAUGAAUUGUUUGAAGAUGUAUGGCCAGAUAGAGAUAUAUCAACCAACGAAGUGAGCGAAUACACGAGCCGCAUUGAACUUGCUUUUAAAAUUGAUGUGGCUGUCUACACAAAGGAAGUGCUGACUGUAAGCAGACUUGCAUAUCCAAACAGACUAGAGGCCCUUUACAAAUUCAUCUCAAACAUAGACACGAAUCUCUGUCUUGCAAACCAGCAAUACUUGGGCCCAUUAAGUGAAACAGCCCUGCACGUCGCCUUAUUGUUUAAUAAUUCAAUAUGCGCAAAGUUUCUAAUUGAAAAUGGUACAAAGGCAUUACUUAUGCACGAGUAUGGCUGUUCAGAAUAUCGAGGCACUACUGCAUUACACCUGGCCGUAGUCAACGGAAAUAUUGACAUAAUUGACAGCAUGAUGAAAAGACUUGAGCCUAAUGAACGGCUUGAACUACUGCAUAAAAGAGCAACGGGGGAUUUCUUUCGUGAGAAAUUUGCCGCUAGUGAGUUACCACUUUCGUUGUCAGUUUGGACGGGUAGAUUGGACAUAUUCCGAAAGUUGAGGAGUUAUGGUGCUGAAGUUGACGAGUGUGAGGAAUUUACAGGAAAUAAUAUUAUUCACAGCAUUGUCAACUUUUCCAAAUACGAUCCUGUUUUAGCAUGUAACAUGUGUACUGAAGUACUUGAAUGUGAAUUACACCCAUCAUGGUGGCAGCGUGAGGAUAAAACAAAAACCGACACAGUGAAUAAACAUUCAAAAUCAGCCAAAUCACACACAAUUGAGAUCAAACAAAAACUACUUGGGCAAAAGAAUAAGGCCGGACUUACUCCACUUGCGUUAGCGGCAAAAUCAGUAUCUCCAGGAAUAUUCGACACCAUCAUAAACACAGAGGAUGUCUAUAGGUUUAGUCAGUGGAAGUAUGGGCCUGCUAGUUAUAACUACUAUGAUGUCACAGAAAUUGAUCCGUCUGUAUGUAGCCCUGGGUCUCAAUCCGUGUUAGAACUACUGGUCUAUUCCCCGGGCAUUACCACUGGAAUCGAAAUAUUAUCAAUGAAACCAAUUGAACAGCUGCUUGAGUUAAAGUGGAAACAGAUGCGUAUACAUUUUUUGUGUUUCUCACUGCUCCAUGCUAUCACGAUGUGUCUUUUAUUUUGUUAUACAGCAUUCCGGCCAUUGAGUAAUGCAAACGUGACUACGACAGACGCUUUGAAUGUAGCACAGACAUACCUGGUUAGAGUAAAAGAGCCGAUAGUGGAAACGUUUGACACACCCUCAGAGGCUCUUCUGUGGGUUUCUCAAAUAUGGGUAUUUCUAGUUGCAAUGGUUUACCUUGCUUUAGACUUAGUCGAUUUAAUGCGAACGCCAUGGUUUGUUAUAAGACCAAUGGUCCUAAUGAUAGUUCUUGAACUGAUGUUCUCUCUCUCCGCAAUAAUCUGGUUUGCAUUCAAACUUGCGAACGUCAAGGAAGAAGACCUCGCUCUGUCUAUUGCGAGUCUAUCGGGUUGGACGGUGAUGUUGUUCUUUUCAAGGGGAAUGCAGAUGUUUGGAUUCUUUUCGGUUAUGUUUCAGAAAAUGUUCUUUGAUGACUUGCCUCGUUUUGCAAUCACUUUCGGGUUUGUGAUGAUCAGUUUUACCGCAGCCUUCUUCGUUAUUUUUCAAGAAACAAGGGUGGACACACUUCCCCCAGAGUUAAAAACUAUCCCAAUCACCUUCCUGACAUUGUUUCGUUUAUUGACUGGGUUAGCGGAUUUCGAAUUUAUCGCUGAAUCACAUUAUCCGCCAUAUUGUACGAUUCUCUAUUUGCUUUUCAUUCUCGUAGUCAACAUAGUCCUUGUAAAUAUGUUAAUUGCGUUGUUUAGCGACACCUAUACUCGGAUCGCGGAGAACUCCAAUGUUUUGUGGAGGAAGCUACGCGGGGCGAUUGUUUUAAUGAUGGAGAGGCGCAUUAGAUGGGCAUACAAAUGCCACUCUGGUCUAGUAAAAGCAUUUGUUAAUGAAAACGACAAAAUAAAGCUGAAAUGGUUUCUUCCAGUCGAGGAUAUAAACUUUGAAAAAUUCCUAAAAAAUCGUGAUGGUAAAUCUGUUGGUGCCCCGGCUCAGAAUAAGAAUCAAUAACGGUUUUCUCAAAGAUAGCAGAAUGCUCAAUACCAGUAGCCAGCUUUCGUCAAAAUAGAUCAAAUGAUUUUUUCAUGAUCAAGACGGUCAAAUUUGCAUUUUUGCCGAAGUUUGA
Molecule: messenger RNA, 2757 nt
Organism: Owenia fusiformis
Lineage: Eukaryota; Metazoa; Annelida; Polychaeta; Sabellida; Oweniidae
Source: the annotation of a GenBank genome assembly